AUGGAGGAAAAAGUCCCGAUCCCAACACAGCCCGGAUGCAAAUUUAUUGGACGCAUUCUUGGGCCACGUGGAAUGACCGUGAAACAGCUGGAAACACGGACCGGAUGCCGCAUAUUGAUCCGCGGAAAGGGCUCCGUCAAAGAUCCAAAGCGCGAAGAGCGUUUACGGAACCGCCCUGGAUGGGAGCAUCUCGCCGAGCCACUGCACGUGCUUAUUACUGCCACCGAUUACUCGCGGGAGCAUUGCGGCCAUAAGCUUGCGUGCGGCAUUCGUUCCAUCAAAGCCUUGCUUACCAACACGGACGACGAAUUCAAGCGACAUCAGCUCGUGCAACUGGCCAUCAUAAAUGGUACUUACCGCCCAUCAGGAAGAUAAGA
Molecule: messenger RNA, 377 nt
Organism: Gongylonema pulchrum
Lineage: Eukaryota; Metazoa; Nematoda; Chromadorea; Rhabditida; Gongylonematidae
Source: the annotation of a GenBank genome assembly